Triticum urartu is the source of this 1233-nucleotide messenger RNA. NCBI's taxonomy places the organism in Eukaryota, Viridiplantae, Streptophyta, Magnoliopsida, Poales, Poaceae. The record is from RefSeq and is a predicted model, not a curated record.
AUGGCCAACAUCAUGAAUGUCAAAUUCCUCUUCCUUUGCUUCCAGGAGAUGUCGGGCCUCAAGAUUAACUUCGAUAAGAGCGAGGUGAUGGUGAUGGGGUACUCUCCUGCGGAGAGCCAGAGUAUUGCCAACCAGCUCAACUGUCAGCUCGGCUCCUUCCCCACGUCGUACCUGGGGAUCCCCAUUAGUGAUUCGUUGCUAUCCGUUGCGGACCUAUGGCCUUCGUUGCUUAAGCUCCACCGUCGUAUUGAACCUUGGCAGGGUCGUUGGUUGUCUAAGGCGGCGCAGACGAUUCUCAUCAACUCAUCACUCUCCAGCCUCCUCUUGUUCAUCAUGAGCUUCUAUAGUCUGCCCGAGACUCUGCAUCAUGAGAUCGACACGGUCCAGGCUCGGUUUUUUUGGGCCGGUGAUGGGGAUAAGCAGAAAUACCACAUGUUUUGGCGGCCGCUUAGCCGCCUCCAGGACCGGGAUGCCAUCAACACCAUCAUCGCUGACCUUCUGUCCUUGGGUGACGCCGGCUGGGUCGGCAUCAUCGGCAAUGUCAUCUCCUUCGGCCUCUUCCUCUCCCCUGUGCCGACGUUCUGGCGGAUCUACAAGGCCAAGGACGUGGAGGAGUUCAAGCCGGACCCCUAUCUGGCGACGCUCAUGAACUGCCUGCUCUGGUUCUUUUACGGGCUCCCCAUCGUCCACCCCAACAGCACCCUCGUCCUCACCAUCAACGGCAUCGGCCUCGUCAUCGAGGGCGCCUACAUCAUCAUCUUCAUCAUCUACGCGGCCAAGAACACAAGGUGGAAGAUGCUCGGCGUGCUCGCCAUCGAGGCAGCGUUCAUGGCUGCCGUGGUGGCCGGUGUGCUCGUUGGCGCCCACACCCAUGAGAAGCGCUCCAUGAUCGUAGGCAUCCUCUGCGUCAUCUUCGGCUCCAUCAUGUACGCCUCCCCGCUCACCAUCAUGGGUAAAGUGAUCAGGACCAAGAGUGUGGAGUACAUGCCAUUCUUCCUGUCGCUGGUGAACUUCCUCAAUGGCUUGUGCUGGACGGGCUAUGCGCUCAUCAAGUUUGACAUCUACAUCACGAUCCCCAAUGCCCUCGGUACAAUCUUCGGCCUCAUCCAGCUGAUCCUGUACUUUUACUACUACAAAUCGACCCCCAAGAAGGGCAAGAACGUUGAGCUGCCCACUGUCCUCACCAAAAACACCGUUACCAGCGGCAACGUCUCCGUCACCGUUGACAAAUAA